AUGCAGUUCUCUACCAUCUUUUCCAUUGCCACUCUCGUUGCCGCCGUCGCCGCUGCUCCUUCUUGCAACUCUCCCACCCAGCAGAACGCCUGCGCCGCCCGCACUGACGGCCACAACGUCGCUGCCUGCUGCACCAUGCUCCAUGCUGGUGGUAAGGAGAUCUGCCAGAGCAUUGCCUCUAUCGGGAUCUGCACUGCCGCUGCUGGCUCCGUCACCACUGUCAAGUGCUGCAACGUCUCUAGCGGAGAACAGAAAGGCCUCGUCAACAUCGCCGCCCCUCUCUGUGUCUUGUAA
Messenger RNA from Morchella sextelata, 294 nucleotides. RefSeq lists its product as uncharacterized. NCBI's taxonomy places the organism in Eukaryota, Fungi, Ascomycota, Pezizomycetes, Pezizales, Morchellaceae. Bases 1 to 294 code for a protein of 97 amino acids. The record is from RefSeq and is a predicted model, not a curated record. The transcript is spliced from 2 exons.